Molecule: messenger RNA, 6566 nt
Organism: Corythoichthys intestinalis (scribbled pipefish)
Lineage: Eukaryota; Metazoa; Chordata; Actinopteri; Syngnathiformes; Syngnathidae
Gene: pik3c2a
Product: phosphatidylinositol-4-phosphate 3-kinase, catalytic subunit type 2 alpha
Exons: 33
Coding region: 194-5359 (1721 amino acids)
Biological process (GO): phosphatidylinositol-mediated signaling; phosphatidylinositol-3-phosphate biosynthetic process; cell migration
Cellular component (GO): plasma membrane; cytoplasm; phosphatidylinositol 3-kinase complex
Molecular function (GO): 1-phosphatidylinositol-3-kinase activity; 1-phosphatidylinositol-4-phosphate 3-kinase activity; phosphatidylinositol binding
Source: RefSeq, a predicted model, not a curated record
AAAAAAAAAAAAAAAACAUCUCGUCCAACCUCCACAGGAACUGACGUCUCCGCUGUGCAAAGUAGAUGGAAAAAAAUGCAGCUGCGGGACAAAAAUGGCUCCAAACACCGCACCGCUAAAAGGCGUAUGAGGCUUGGCUUCGCAGUCCCGAUGUGAGAAGCUGUUAUGCUCAUGGCCCCUCCCAGUUGACACCAUGGCCCAGAUAUCGAGAGGUAAUGGGUUUAAUCUGGAUGUCCCCCAGCCAAAGGGGCUUGUGGGUAAAGAGGAAGCCCUCCGCAUGGAAGAGGAGGCUUUAGCAAAGCUCCAGAGGGACAAAAGACACACUCUUUCCUCAUCUCCCACUGGGGCGUCUUCACCCAAGUCAAACAAAUCCAAGACAGCUAAAGUUACUGCUGCAUUUGUUGCUUCUCAACGUUCGCCUGCCACCAAGAGACCAGAAAAGGACCUCAUUGUGUUCCCUGAGACCAAGAAGCAACCAGAGGCCAAUAAGUUCAGGGACAUCGAUGUGGACAAGUUGACCAAUGAAGAGUUGGAAAAGCUCCUCCUGGAUGAAAACUUUGGGGCCAACAGCAAAGUAUCUCGCCCUUCAUCGCUGCUGGGCUUUAACCUCAGUGCCUCCUACCCUGGCGGCAAUACAUGUAGCUCAUCUCCUUUCCAAGGUUCUCAAUGGACACCCAUCCUGUCCACUCCAUCGAGCUCCACCGGGUCUACGCCCACUCAUCAACCGCCACCGCUGUUCCCUUCCGCUCCUUUCCCCAAACCAGGGACAUUUCCGAAUGGCUUCACUCCAACCAUAUCGCCCUUCAUGGCGCUUUCUGCUCAGCAGCCAUCAUUCUUAGCCUUCUCUCCCAUCCAACCUGCCGUUACCGCCGCCACCACCAUGGUGUUCCCUCCACCACCUACGGUGGACCCUGAGAUGGCUAAGCUCUUUGAUAAGAUUGCCAGCACCUCGGAAUACUUGAAAAACGGCAAGUCGGCCUGCAUUGACAUAGAUUCCGGUUCGGCGUGUUCUGCCUCCCUGGCACCCAACCCGGUGACCCAACAGCCAGUGGCGACGGAAUCUGCGUGCAUCAGCCGCUUCGAGUGGCUGGAUCUUGACCCGCUGACUAAACGUAAAGCCGACAGCGAGGAAGCAGGCACGUCGCCGGGAGACGAUCCGGAGGUGGCUCAGGGGCUUUCUGCGCGGGACCCCUGGGAUGCAGUGUUGGAAACCGAAGGUAAAAGUAGUAAAAGCAGCCCCCCGCUUACAUCAGGGUCGGCCCGAUCGCAAGCUCGGAGGGCGUCCACUGGGGCUGCUGUCACCAGGAGCCACUCGCUCAACAUCCCCGGAACUUCCUCGCAGCAUAAAGCAAACAGUCAGGGCAAGGGUAAAGGUCUGGUGAAGAAUGACGCAUUGGAGCAAGAAGACGCUCAGAAUCUGGAAGUGGUAGCCUUCUGUAAAGAGGUCGCGAGCCUGCGAUCCAAAUUCCCUCACAGUGACACGGCCACCAACCCUGGCUACAUCCGCAGCCCUGUCAUCUCCCAGGGGGAGGCCAGAGGGGAUACCAGCUGUUCCGUGAAGGUGUCCAUCGAAAUCUCAGAGUCUCAGCAGCCUGUGACUUUUACAUGUGACGUUAACUCUCCAGUGGAGCUUCUGAUCAGUCAGACACUCUGCUGGGUCCAUGAUGACCUGGACCAGGUGGACUUCUCCAGCUACCUGCUCAAAGUGUGCGGCCGGGAGGAAGUGCUGCAGAAUAAAUACAGCCUGGGCAGUCAUGAGUACGUCCAGAACUGCAGGAAGUGGGAGAAUGAGAUCACAUUACAGCUGCUCUCACACUCCACCAUGAGACGGGACUUGGCUCGCACUGUGGAUGAUGACAAUGCCUCCAUAAAUUUGGAAAGACACCUGAGCUAUGUGGAGCGACCAUUUAAGGAGACUGCCACUAGACAAGGUCUGAUUGACUACCUAGAAGGUUAUCACAACCAAGUCAGCAUCUGUCUACAAAAUGAGAGUACCCAGUACAAGACUGUGGAUCGGGUAGUGCAGACGGUGAAGAACUUCUGCUGCGCUCUGGACGAAGUGGAGACACAGGCUGUUGCCGAGGCUGUCAAACGGCUGCGACACUCUGUCAACCUGCCCAGGACGCACUCGCCAAAGCUGGGUUCCCAGUCAUCUGGACAGGCAGCAAAUGAUCACGCCAGCCCAGUGGAUGAAAGCAUGGCUUUGCUCACCCAGGCUGUGUACGACCUUGCCAAGCUCUACCUUCGCUCCUUUUGUGCGCCAUCUACCUCCGUCACCUCUCCUUCGCUCAAAGGAGAUACGGCGAACGAGCUACGGAGCAGCAAAGAAGCCUCCGGAACCACAGACCACCUCCAGUUUACCCUCUUUGCCCUACAUGGUAUCCCGGCCAACUGGGUCAGCAGUUAUGAGAAAUACUUCCUGGUGUGCUCUCUCACCCACAAUGGCAAGAAUCUCUUCAAACCAGUUCAGUCUAAACGAGUGGGCACAUACAAAAGCUAUUUCUACCACAUCAAAUGGGACGAGCUGAUCAACUUCCCCAUUGCUGUGGCGGUCCUCCCACUAGAAUCCAUCCUGGGCCUGACUCUGUACGGCGUGCUCAACCAGAAUGCCGGAGGCUCUCCGGACUCCAACAAACAGAGGAAGGCCCCAGAAAUGCUGGGCAAAGUGUCAAUGCCGUUAUUUGACUUCAGACGAGUUCUCGCCAGGGGCACCAGACUGUUGUGUUUGUGGACAUCAGUACAGGGAGCCACUGCAGGCUCUGCAGGGGGCCGCAAAAAGUUGCCUACAGAGAGAAUUGUGCUGCAGGUGGAUUUUCCCAACUCUACGCUCGAUGUUUUGUAUGUGGGACCUCAGGAAGACCCCACUCCAGAGCCCAACCCAAUUGAGGAGCUUGACCCUGACCUCCGACGUAAACUGGAGAAAAUCUGCAGUCGAGCGUCUAAUUUUGGGCUGAAACGGGCAGACCACCAGCUCCUCUGGGACCACCGGCUCCACUGCCGGAGGGAUCACCCCAGCAGCCUGCCCAAGGUGUUGGCCAGUGCGCCCAGCUGGGACUGGGCCAGCAUGUCUCACAUCCACUCGCUGCUUCACUCCUGGCCCCCGUUGCCACCGGUCACCGCUCUGGAACUACUCGAUUCCAAAUUUGCUGACACCGAAGUGAGGCGGGUGGCUGUCAGCUGGGUUGAGGAGAGUACUGAUGACGAGCUGACUGACUACUUACCGCAAUUGGUGCAGGCUUUAAAGUUUGAAUGUCACCUCAAGAGUGCCCUCGUCAUGUUGCUGCUUUCCAGGGCGCUCGGCAACAUAAACAUUGCACACUACCUCUACUGGCUGCUCAAGGACGCCGUGCAGGAUGCGGCAUGGGGGCGGCGUUACGAUCGUGUGCUUGGAGCCCUGCUGUGCCUCUGCGGGGCGAAGCUGCGAGCCGAGCUGGAGAAACAAACGCAGCUGGUCACGUUGCUUGGAGCUGUGGCGGAGAGGGUGAGACAGGCUGGUGGGUCCACGAGACAGGUGGCUCUUCUAGAGGGCCUUGAGAGUGUUCAGAACUUUUUCCAGAGAAGUAGCUGCCGACUUCCCCUCUUUCCCAGUCUGGUUGCCAAGGAGCUUAACAUUAAAGCCUGCUCUUUCUUCAACUCCAAUGCCGUUCCUCUCAAGCUGGCUCUGGUGAAUGCUGACCCACUUGGGGAGGAGAUCAAUGUUAUGUUCAAGGUCGGGGAAGAUCUGAGGCAGGACAUGCUAGCGCUCCAGAUGAUUCGCAUAAUGGACCGCAUCUGGCUGCAAGAGGGACUGGACUUGCGCAUCGUUAACUUUAAGUGCAUCUCCACGGGCAAGGACAAAGGCAUGGUGGAGCUCGUGCCAUUCUCUGACACUCUGAGGAAGAUCCAGGUGGAGUAUGGUGUCACCGGCUCUUUUAAGGACAAACCGCUGGCCGAGUGGCUCCGCAAGUACAACCCUGCCGAGGACGAGUACGAAAAGGCAUCCGAGAACUUCAUCUACUCUUGUGCGGGCUGUUGCGUGGCCACUUACGUGCUGGGCAUCUGUGACCGCCACAACGACAACAUCAUGCUGCGUUCCACAGGCCACAUGUUCCACAUUGACUUUGGCAAGUUCCUCGGCCAUGCCCAAAUGUUUGGCAGCUUCAAAAGGGACCGAGCACCGUUCGUGCUGACCUCUGACAUGGCGUAUGUUAUUAACGGUGGAGAGCGUCCUACCAGUCGCUUCCAGUUGUUUGUUGACCUCUGCUGCCAGGCCUACAACCUCAUUCGCAAGCACUCCGGCCUUUUCCUCAACCUGCUGUCACUGAUGAUGUCAUCGGGGCUUCCAGAGCUGACUGGCUCUCAGGACCUGAAGUAUGUUUUUGACGCUCUGCAGCCACACAGUACAGAUGCAGACGCCACUAUAUUCUUCACCAGACUGAUCGAGUCCAGCCUGGGUAGUGUGGCCACAAAGUUCAACUUCUUCAUCCACAACCUUGCCCAGCUCCGCUUCUCUGGUUUGCCCGCCAAUGACGAGCCUAUCCUGUCCUUCUCGCCCAAGACUUACACGUUGAAGCAGGAUGGCCGAAUCCUCCAUGCCUCCAUCUUCUCUUUUCAGAAAAGAUACAACCCCGACAAGCAUUAUACGUACGUGGUGAGGCUACUCAGGGAAGCCCAUAACGAGCCCCAGUUUAUCUUCCGCACUUUCGAUGAGUUUCAGGAGCUCCACAACAAACUCACCAUCCUCUUCCCAUUGUGGAAGCUGCCAAGUUUCCCAAGUAAAAUGGUGCUUGGCCGCACCCAUGUCAAGGAGGUGGCCGCCAAGAGGAAGUUGGAGCUGAACAACUACAUUCAUAACCUGAUGAGGAGCUCGGCUGAGGUCACACAGUGCGACCUGAUCUACACCUUCUUUCAUCCGGUGGCACGGGAUGACAAGACAGAAGGUUUGGAGGCAGCCACAAAAGCUGAGCCCCCAUUGAGUCCCACAGCCGGCCGUGUAGAAGGGGAGGUGAAAUUGUCCAUCUCAUACAGGAACAGCACACUAUUCAUCAUGGUCAUGCACAUCAGAGAUCUGGUGUCUGAAGAGGGCACGGAUCCAAACCCUUACGUGAAAACGUACCUGCUCCCUGAUCCACACAAGGCCUCCAAGCGGAAGACCAAGAUCUCUAGGAAGACUAGGAACCCGACAUUUAACGAAAUGCUGGUGUACAGCGGCUACAGCAAGGAGACGUUGGGCCUACGUGAGCUGCAACUCAGCGUGCUGAGUGCCGAAUCCCUGCGGGAGAACUACUUCCUGGGCGGCAUUACUCUGCGCCUCAAAGACUUUGACCUGGGCAAGGAGACGGUCAAGUGGUACAAACUCACAGCUGUGCCCUACUUCUAAACAGAACAACAAAAAGAAAGCCACCUUGAUUGUUUCAGUGACAAAACAAUCACCCUCCUCAUCAACUUUAACAAUGAGCUGUAAUAUUUUGUACAUUUUGAUAUUAGAGGACCAAAACUGCUCACUUACACAAGAGUAAAUAUAAAUAUAGAGAGAUAGACGCGUUUAUUUUUUAAGGACUAGAAACAAAAGGGUUUUUUACAUGUUCUCCUUUCUCCGGGGUUUCACAGUUUGCUGCUUUUACCACAGACACUUUGGGGUAGUUUGAUACAAGCAGGUUCCUGGUAAUAAACUACAAGAUUCAACAUGAUAAUAUCAAGUUUACUGCUUUUACUGCAGACACUUAGGGUAAUUUGAUAGAGGAUUUGUGGGUAAUGAACAGCAAAAUUUUGUUUACCACAGAAAUAUUUCAUAUAAUACCAGAUAUUAUAAUUCUGACCUGAAAAUUUGUUUGCUGUUUUCACUGCGGACACAUUUGAAUAGUUUGGCGUACCAAAUUCCAUGUAAUGAAUCUCAGGAUUCUUCCACAAAAAAACGGAGGGGUUUGCUGUUAAUAUCGCAGAACCUCUUGGUGUAGUUAUGACAAAACAUUCCAAGUAUUAAACUAAUUAGCAUUUUCCCCAAAAAUGUGCCAAAUUUAGCCAAAAAUGGCGUCAAAAUCCAACCACUCAAAUGUGCCUUAACAAUGGCUCACAGUCUUUCAAUGUGUCCUUAUUGCUAUAUUCAUUUUUAGUAACCAGGUCACAAGAGGUUUUUUGUUAAAGAUGGGCUUCCACUAAUUGCACACUAGCUGGUAUUAAUGAUAAGAUAGCACACUUUUAGGGGAGUUUGCAUCACUUCAUUUCUGGUGCCUACACGUUCAUUUGGAAUGUUCAGGGUGUCUCCCGAUCUGCACUUUUACCCACACACAUGCAAAAAAAAAAAAAAAUAGAAAAAAAAGAAGGGAACAAGAUAACUCUUAGAUGUUGUUGUUUUCUGCCCCCUCUAAGCAUGUUCACAUAUCAUGAAAAUGAUCAUUUAAAAUGAGUGACAUUCAGUUACGUUAAUAUUAAAACCACCUCAGUUCACUUUACUACAAUCUGUAUAAAACAAGUGUCACUAUUGACAUGGCCAGUUAUUUAUUCUUAAUUGGUGACUUGUAACUCCCUUCUUAGUUGAUCAUUGUGUGAACUGUACUCCUAAAGAAAAUUAAAAUGUUUUUGGAACA